Molecule: messenger RNA, 2427 nt
Organism: Symbiodinium natans
Lineage: Eukaryota; Dinophyceae; Suessiales; Symbiodiniaceae
Source: the annotation of a GenBank genome assembly
AUGGCCUUCUUGGAGCUUUCCGAGCACAACCUCCUCCAGAGAGCUCCGGGCCCAUGCCGGGCAUCAGCCUCGGACCCUCACGGGGAUGACUUCUGGUGGAUAGCCGGGCACGUCGCCUACGAGGCUGCGCUGAAGCAUCACUUGCAGGCAGAGGCCGAAAACAUGGCACAUCCGCUGCCAGCCUCUUACGAUAGCACCGGCGCCUUGACGAACCUGCAGAAGGCAUACCUAAUGUGUCACUUCACCUUCGUCAUCUACGUGACGGAGAUGCCAACCCUGCACAUGGACGCGCGAACCUGGGGAUGGAACCUGGUGGGCUACGCCGAGUCGCUCCCUUACGCCAGCAAGGGCAGCCUGGUUCAGUUCAAUGACCAUGCUUCGCUGUACCAGCAUCCGAAGAGCCUGGAGUGCGCAUUGGUUUUCGAGGGCAGUGACCGAAAGGAUCUCAGCGACUGGGUCUAUGAUGCUGACAUCAAGACAACCCAAUUCUGCGGCUUCGAAGAUGUUCACAGCGGAUUUCGGGACAAGCUGAUGGCCAUGCUCAAAAGCGAUGAGUACGACCAGGCUAUUCGUGCGAAGCUGCCGCUGUGCGCUCGCGUGGCCGUCACUGGGCACUCCAUGGGGGGUGCGCAGGCUGAGCUGUUCACGGCGUGCGCGAACCGACAGACCCCAAAGCCGUGGCAGACGGAGGCGCUCUCCGACCACGAGUUAGUGUUCUUUCAGCUGACGGGGCCACAACUGUUGAAGCCCUUCCUGACGGAACAGGUUCCUGGGUUCCGCCUGCAGAAUGGGAAACGCUGCCUGGGCGUGAAGGGCCCUGUUGAGACGGCCUCGGGCCGAGGGCUCGCUGCUGAGCUUUGCCAGCCUACGGGGCCUCGAGCUUCGCAGCUCUGGCAGAUGCGAGAGGCUGGAACCAUCGUGAACGAAGCCUCCGGCAAGUGCAUGACAGUUGAUGACCAUGAUGUGACAAAGCCCAUCUCGCUGCACAGCUGUCGACAUCUUGCAGACGGCGCCGCGGCCUCGAAUCAGACCUGGCUGCACACGACAGAAGGCCUCCUGAAGCACAGGUCGGCCGACAAGUGUUUGAACGCCAAGUUGCAGCUGGAGAAAUGUCCCUUCUCCGACCAACAGUGGCAGCCAAGUGCUGAUGGCCACAUGGUCCAUCAGCUGUCCGGCCGGUGCCUAGAUGUCUCGGGACAAGUGGCCAUUGAUGGGGCGACCUUCGUCUUGAACGAUUGCGCGAGGGGGCCUGAUGGUGCAAAGCUCCAGCGCUGGAGCAUCUCGCAGUCUGGCUUGCUUCAGAGCCUUUCCGACAACAGCCUUUGUAUUGGCGUGAGGGUCACUGAGACUGGAGAUCAGGACCUGACGGUUCAAUCUUGCCCGCAGAAGGUUUCUCAUGAUCUGACGUGGCGUUUCCUCCCUGGUCACUACCUGAGGCAUACCGCCACAGGCAUGUGCGCAGAUGUGGCUGGCUCUCCGGGCACAGACAGAUACGCUGCGAUCAAGCUUGCGCCAUGUGACAAUCAGGAGCUGGAAACACCUGGAAUCUGGAGGUUCUCGCACGAAGGCUUCCUCGUGAACCAGGGCAGCGACUGGCUGUCAGCCUCAAAAUGCAUCAGUGCGCAUCCUCACGGAGAUGAUGCCAGUGCCAUCAGCCUUGAUGUUUGCGAGUUGGGCACCGACCAGACGUGGGAGGUGACGACCAACGGCAUGAUUCGCAGCACGCUCGGAAGCAGGAAGUGUGUGACGCUGGGCAAGUCUUCGCAGCCGCAGCUUGCAACUUGCAGGGAAGAUUCUGAGACGCAGUAUUGGAAGCAGCUCGAUGGCGCCCUCCUCCAGAAUCGUGCCGCAGGCAGCUGCCUGGCUGCUGCGGUCCAAGACGAGCUUGAGUUGCGGCCUUGCACGCCCUCGGACCCCUCCCAGCGCUGGGAGAGGGAGCUGCUCCCGGCGAACAUGAGAAAAGGCGCCAGGUCAGCAGUUCCGAGCUUCCCGCUACACGUUUGCGUGCCUGGCAAAGCCAAGGGGCUGAAGACCGGACGGUUCGGGGCCCUCCCAGCUGCAGCUGGAAUGCCAGAUCUCGGCGACUUGACGGAGCCAUUGCUGGGGCAGAUGAGACUGUCAGAAAGCGAUGGACUGCAAACACAAACUUCCUGCUUCCGGGAUGCAGACAAGAUUCUGGUGACAUGGGCGGGAUCCCAUCUCCUGCAUGUUGAUGUCAGGUUUGCCAACUACACCGAUGAGCAUGUGAAGGAACUCUCCAAAAAACUCAAGUCGAUGGACUGGAAGGCCACGGGGAACUGGGAGAAGUCGGACCUCGAAGUAGUCUCCCAGCCCCCGGCUGUGGUGAAGGAGGUGGGGCGGCUUCCGGGGGCGGACUUUGUCGCCUCUCGGCGCUGUGGCCACGCCAGAGUCACCAGGGAUUACUAA